Triticum urartu is the source of this 1637-nucleotide messenger RNA. RefSeq names its product BAG family molecular chaperone regulator 2. Gene Ontology annotation, biological process: protein stabilization. The record is from RefSeq and is a predicted model, not a curated record. NCBI's taxonomy places the organism in Eukaryota, Viridiplantae, Streptophyta, Magnoliopsida, Poales, Poaceae. Gene Ontology annotation, molecular function: adenyl-nucleotide exchange factor activity; protein-folding chaperone binding. Gene Ontology annotation, cellular component: cytoplasm.
UGCCACGCCCCGCCCUGUCUCUUACUAUUAGUUGUACCCUGUCCCUCCCUCCCACACAACCUGACACCCACUUGCUUCUUCUUCCUCCCCCUCCUCCCGAUUUCUCGAAUUGGGCUCGCAAUUUUGGUUCCUUGUAUUAGCCUCUUCCUGCACAUAGAGAGAGCAUCGAUAGCAAGCUGAUUAGGCUAGGUAGAUAGAUUAGCUAGCCUCUGCUGCGGCUCUGACCAGAGAAGUAUACAAGCUUGAUUGGGAGGAGAUCGAAGCCAAGAUGAUGCGCGGGAAGGACCAGCGGCCCGCGGCAUUCUCCCCGAUGAGGGAGUCGGUGGCGGCGGCGGUGCAGGAGGAGGUGUGGGAGGUCCGGCCCAGCGGCAUGCUGGUGCAGAAGCGCACCCCGGACUCGGACCCGCCCCCCGGCGGCGCGCCCGUCCCCACCAUCCGCGUCAAGGUCAAGUACGCCGGCGUGUACCACGAGGUGUACAUCAACUCCCAGGCCUCCUUCGGGGAGCUCAAGAAGCUCAUGUCAGAGAAGACGGGGCUGCACCCGGACGACCAGAAGGUGGUGUACAAGGACAGGGAGCGCGACUCCAAGGCCUUCCUCGACAUGGUCGGCGUCAAGGACCGCUCCAAGAUGACGCUGCUCGAGGACCCCACCGCCCAGGCCAAGCGCCUCAUCGAAGAGCGCCGGAAUGCCAAGGCCCAGCGCGCCGCCAAGGCCAUCUCGCGCGUCAGCCUCGACGUCGACAAGCUCGCCUCCAAGGUGUCGGCGCUGGAGACGAUCGUUAGCAAGGGCGGCAAGGUGGUGGAGGCCGAUCUGGUCACGCUCACCGAGGCGCUCAUGAGCGAGCUGCUCAAGCUGGACGCCAUCGUCGCCGAGGGCGACGUCAAGGACCAGCGCCGGAUCCAGGAGAAGCGGGUGCAGAAGAACGUGGAGACGCUGGACGCCAUCCGCGCCAAGAUGACCAAGAAAAACAGUACACCUGCUGCAACGGCCAAUAAGGCCCGGGCGCCGCACCUGCCCCCUCGUCCGCCGCCGGCGCAGCAGCACCAGCAGCGCCGGCAGUUCCAGCCCGCUGCGCCCACCACGGCGACCGCCCCCGCGCCGCAGACCGCGACGGCGAGCUGGGAUACGUUCGACCUGCUGUCCUCCACGCCCUCUUCUUCCUCACCGGCGCCGGUGUCCACCAUGGCGCUGGCGACCACCACCUCGCCGUCCCCGAGGUUCGAGUGGGAGCUCUUCUAGAGGUUGGGACAGGCCCGCCCACCAGCCACAUGCGUGUACACGUUCAUCAGCCUCAUCUCGGUCAUGGCGCGCAUCAACUGUCACAUUGUUCCCUUCUUCUCUCUCUCUCUCUCCAUUCUUUCCUUCCAUCUUUGUUUUUUCUCUUUCGAGUGUAUAUUGAUCUCCUCAAAAAAGGCAACAGCUCCAGUGAUAUGAUUGUGCCCAGCGACUCCCAAAUCCACACGAAGAAGAUACACACACACACCCAUGAUCUCUAGGCAUGCAUGCAUCGGGUGUGCUGUGCUGCAAAUAAGUGGUGGCCUUAUGUUGAUGAAGGAAUUUCCACGGGAAAUUUGUGUAUAGUAUUGUACAGUGUACUACAUCAAAUCAUCAAUUACCAUUAUAUGUGCCUGUCUUA